Messenger RNA from Nothoprocta perdicaria, 1297 nucleotides. Its product is annotated as neuropeptide Y receptor type 2-like. Lineage: Eukaryota; Metazoa; Chordata; Aves; Tinamiformes; Tinamidae. The transcript is spliced from 2 exons. Gene Ontology annotation, molecular function: neuropeptide Y receptor activity. Gene Ontology annotation, cellular component: membrane. The coding region runs from base 136 to 1296 and encodes 386 amino acids. The record is from RefSeq and is a predicted model, not a curated record. Gene Ontology annotation, biological process: G protein-coupled receptor signaling pathway.
GUUUGGAAAAGUGCUUCUCACCCACUUGCUACAGGUUGAGUCCCUGAGAGUGGGGAGGACAGAGCGCGCGUCCCGGCCGGCGAUGAGACGAUAACUCGAGACACCCUCCUCCCAACUGAAAGGCUCAGGCCACUCAUGGGACCACUGGAGGGAUCCAACGGUACCCUCACCAUGGAGAAGCCAUUAGAUGAGAAGCUGCCUCAGGGCUGGCAUGCCAAGGACUUUGUGACACCUGGCCACCAUCUCUCUGCUUCCCGCAGUGUUAUGAUGGACAGCACCAAGAUCCUGGGGGUCCAGAUUGUUCUGAUCACUGCCUAUUCCCUCAUCAUUCUGCUGGGGUUCAUCGGCAACUCUUUGGUCAUCUACAUCAUAGUGAAGUACAAGACUAUGAGGACUGUCACCAACUUCUUCAUAGCUAACCUGGCCCUGGCAGAUCUCAUGGUUGAUACUCUCUGUCUGCCUUUCACCCUAGUGUACACACUGCUGGAUGAGUGGAAAUUUGGAGCUGUCCUUUGUCAUCUGGUCCCUUAUGCUCAAGCUCUGAGUGUCCAUGUGUCCAUACUCACCCUAACUGUGAUUGCCUUGGAUAGGUAUCGAUGCAUUGUUUUCCACCUGGACAGCAGAAUUUCCAAAAAGCUCAGCUUCACAAUCAUAGCCGUUAUGUGGCUAGCAGCAGCAGUCCUAGCAGGUCCUCUGGCCAUCUUCAGAGAGUACCGCUAUGAGGAAAUCCCAUCCAUCAACCUCAAAAUGGCUGUCUGCUCAGAAAAAUGGCCUUCUGGCAAUAACAGAGAUGCCACUAUUUACAGUCUGUCCAUGCUCCUCCUGCAGUAUGUUCUUCCUCUUGCAAUUAUUUGUUACGCCUAUACCAGGAUCUGGUUCAAGCUGAAAAAUCACGUCAGUCCCACCUCUAGGAAUGAAAGCCAGUGCCGGAGAAGGAAGACGACCAAAAUGCUAGUGAUGGUAGUUAUGGUAUUUGCGGUCUGUUGGCUCCCCUUCCACAUAUUCCAGCUUGCCAUCGAUCUUGAUCUGGUUCUUAUCUUCCACGAAUACAAACUCCUGUACACUGUCUUCCAUGUGGUGGCCAUGUGCUCUACAUUUGUGAACCCCCUGCUCUACGGAUGGAUGAACAAGAACUACCGUAAUGGCUUUCUUAUGUUCUUCCGUUGCCAGAACAAGCCAGAAAACAUCCACACUGAAGGCUCCCUCAGAGGGAGGUCGUACGUCUUCAGAGCUAACACCCUAAAUGGGAGCUUCAAACAGUCUGCUGGCAAUGGGCAGCUGCCAACGGAGGUUUAGA